Molecule: messenger RNA, 3595 nt
Organism: Bemisia tabaci
Lineage: Eukaryota; Metazoa; Arthropoda; Insecta; Hemiptera; Aleyrodidae
Product: importin-4
Biological process (GO): protein import into nucleus
Molecular function (GO): small GTPase binding
Source: RefSeq, a predicted model, not a curated record
AUUCUACCACGUAAACUUGCAUGCCGCACAUAUCCGGCGUAUCGCAUUCCCGGAUUAUCUUUGAAAAAAUGAAAUUUUUACCGUGUUUUAUUCGUGUUAAAUGUAGGAAGUAAUUUAUUUAUACUCCCUAAAUCUCAUUUCUUUGGAUAUUCUAUGAUUUAAUUCUUUGUUUCUUCUAAUAUUCCGAAAAUUGUGCCCAGUUUCUGCAGCUCUUCUCUACCGCUAUGGAACAAAUUUUGCAAAAAUUGCUCAGCGGAGACAAAACUCCGGAGGGUAUGAAGGAGUUAUCCGAAGCCUUCAAAAAUCCUGAAUCUAUAGCUGCAUUGUUUACCCUUCUUGUUGCCUCGGAAGAUGCAAAUAUCCGACAGUAUGCUGGUGUCCUCUUAAAGCAGCGGUUCACAAAGAAAAAGCGUUGGGCUGCUCUCCCUCCGAAUGUUCAGAACCUAAUAAAACAAGGGUCUUUAGAAGCCUUAGUCAAGGAGUCCACCAAACCUGUGAAAAAUGCAAUUGCCCAGUUCAUCGCAGUUAUUUUAAGGCACGAAUUCAAAAAUCAGAGUUGGCCAGAAUUAUUUGGUUUUCUCACAACCCUCUGCGCAAGUGAGGCAGUCAGUGAUAGAGAGCUUGGAAUGUACGUUGUUGGAAUAUUUUUGGAAAUGUCAAGAGAACAGUUUGACUCACAAGCCCCAGCAAUCUGCAGUUUGUUUAGUAAAACUCUAAAUGAAUUGGAAGACUUCACGGCACCUCUAGGCUACCUAACAAUAACAGCCAUGGGACACUUUGCACUCGCCAUCGAAGGUCAGACAGACCAAAUUCAAAUCUACAGCAGUUUGAUUCCACGCAUGGUGCUCAUAAUCCGGGCGCUGGCAACGGUAAAAGUGAACAAAGCGAUUGAGUGCAUUCAGUUCUUGGAUGAGAUGUUGACCUUCUGCCCAGCGCUCAUCGCGCCGAACCUUGUUCCUCUCCUGGAACUAGGGCUUGGGCUUAUGGCCGAUAAAUCUGUUGAAGAGGAGCUACGCAUUCAGUCUUCACUUCUCGUGGACACCCUCAUCAAGUCCAAGAAAAAGAUGAUUGUCAAAAUGAAUUUAAUAGAACAAAUCCUACGAGUUCUCCUGUCAAUCAUGAGUGAACCGCCGGAGUCCGACGAAGACGAAGAGGAUGAUUAUUUUGAAGAGGAUCCAGAUAUUCGCUCCAUUAGCGUCUGCGCGAAUCAAACUCUGGAUGUCCUUGCUCUACAUGUUCCUCCUGAAAAACUCAUCACACCUCUUAUGAGUUUUCUUGAGCCAGCAUUUACCGGUGACAAUGUAUGGCAAAAGAAAGCUGCUUACCUUGUCAUUGCAGUGCUAGCGGAGGGGUGCUCUGAGUACAUUCGAGACCAUUAUCUAAAUGAUUUCAUCAAAGUGAUCAUUCAAGGCAUCAGUUCAGAAAACAAGCAUGUACGAAAUGCUGCUCUCUUUGCCCUUGGCCAAUACUCAGAAUACUUACCGUCUGAUCUCUCCAUGUAUGCAGAGCAACUAAUGCCGAGGCUCUGUUUCAUCUUGAAUGGUCUCUGCUCAAUCGAUCCAAAAGAGCAGGAUGUCGACAAGGAUCCAUCCUUUGAUCGAGUUUUCUAUGCUUUGGAAAUGUUUUGUGAAAAUUUAGAAGAUGCUCUUCUCCCUUAUUUGCCGCAAGUCAUGGAGAAAGUUCUUAUCCCAUUAGAUCGUAACCUCCCACUUCAUUACAAAGAGCUUGCUCUUAGUGCCAUAGGUAGCAUUGCAUCAGCAGUUAAGGGUCACAUCAUGCCUUACUUUGGAAAAAUCAUCGAAUAUUUGAAAGUUUACCUGGCAACGCCGCAGUCAGAGAACGAGGAGAUCCUGCAGGUACAAACGAUCGACACCCUCUCUGUGCUGGCGAGGUCGCUUGGAGCAGAGCAUUUCCAACCUAUGGCUGAUGAGUGUCUCAAUCUGGGCCUCAACUUUCUGAAAGACACAGAAGAUCCAGUUCUGAAGAAAGUUUGCUAUGGCCUACUAGCAUCUCUUUCUACAGUCAUGAAAGAAAAAAUGACAGCGUAUUUAAAUGUCAUCAUGGAGCCACUCCUUGUUUCCAUCGCCUCUGAAAACGGCAUUAUUCCCAACUUUGAUGACAGUGAUCUAUACUUGCCGUUGGACGAAGGUGACGACGAAGCAGAAGAAGAAGGAGGAGAAAUCGACAUUAAUGAAAUGUCAGAGGCCAGUGAAGAUGCUGUUGCUGGGUUUUCUGUAGAAAAUGCCUACGUUGAAGAGAAGGGAGAGGCGUGUUCAACGCUACGAGACUUUGCAGAGAAUAUUGGGGAGCCUCUAUUACCUUACAUGAAAAACGCGAUAACUGAGGUGUUUAAACUCAUUGAUUAUCCGCAUGAAGAUAUCAGGAAAAUAGCCAUCGAAACGCUCGCUCAGUUGAGCAUAGUUCUACACAAAAGUACUCAGUUGGAGUAUCAACAAGGGCUGAGAGAGGUUUUAGCGACAAUGAUCCCCAAGUUUGUGGAGCUCAUAAAAAAAGAUGAAGAUCGGCUCGUAGUGACUUUGGUGUUGGAGUCCCUGGCUCUGAUCCUAAAAGACAUCGGGCCGCCUGUUCUCGAGGGGCCAAACCAUCUGGAGCAAAUAAUUGAAAGUGUCAAUGCAGUGCUGAACAAACAGACGGCCUGUCAGGAUUUCAUUGAUGAGGAUGAUCAGGAUGAAGCUGAGUAUGAUGAACAUGUCUUGGAGGUUGCGUUUGAAAUCUUUCCCGCCUUGGCGAAAUCGCUUCCUCAUAAUCUGUUUGCACAGUAUUUCUCAGCCGUACUGCCAGCAGCCGUCGGAAAAACGAAAAAAGAUUACUCGCACACAAUUCGGGCCUCCAGCAUCGGAAUGAUUGCCGAGUGUAUGUGUGGUCUGGAAGACUGCAUGGCUGAUUUUGUACCAAAACUCCUCCCAACUCUAGUGCAGCUGUCCCAAGACAAGAAUGAGCAGGUUCGCAAUAAUGCUAUCUUUGGCCUCGGAGAGUUUGCUCUCUACGGGAAGGAAUGGGUCUUUCCCUACUAUGUUGAAAUUCUCCAAUCCUUGUCAAAUACCAUCGGCAACGAACAACAUGGAGGAGUAUUGGACAACAUUUGUGGAGCAAUAUCAAGGCUAAUUCUUUCAAAUACAGCCUCAGUUCCUCUACCACAAGUUUUACCAGUUCUCAUAGGAAAGCUACCUCUUCGUGAGGACUUUGAAGAAAACAAAUGGGUUUAUCGUAGUUUGCUUCACCUAUAUCAAAUGGGCGAUGAAACGCUCAAAUCGCAAAUUCAAAAUGUGAUAUUCGUCUGUCUGCAAGUAGUCAGUAAAAAGCAACAUAGUGACCAAGAAACUUUAGAACUGCUGGUUAAUCUCCUAAAAAUGUGUCACAAGGACUUCGGAAGUGCUUGUGAAGCUGUUGUGAACAGCAAUCCUGACCUUAAAGAGACAUUUGAAACGGUCAUCAAAUCAUAAAAUUGUAAAGUGGAGCUGCUUGUCGAUAAUCUAUGUUAAGCUUUUUUGUACUCGGCUUUUUAUAUGACUUUAUUCUUUAUACUCCAAAAAUUAUUUAUGUUAAUUAAAUUCCCUUGUUGACUGAAAAUGAA